Conger conger (European conger) is the source of this 1818-nucleotide messenger RNA. Its product is annotated as F-actin-capping protein subunit alpha-2-like. The record is from RefSeq and is a predicted model, not a curated record. Gene Ontology annotation, cellular component: F-actin capping protein complex; actin cortical patch. Gene Ontology annotation, biological process: actin cytoskeleton organization; barbed-end actin filament capping. Gene Ontology annotation, molecular function: actin filament binding. The coding region runs from base 74 to 931 and encodes 285 amino acids. Lineage: Eukaryota; Metazoa; Chordata; Actinopteri; Anguilliformes; Congridae. The transcript has 10 exons.
CCCCGCUGUGGGAAGCCUCCCUUUUUUCUGACGUCACGUCCAACUUCAAUGAGCUCUCGUGCCGGAAGGAAAGAUGGCGGAUCAUGAGGAGCCGUUAUCUGAUGAGGAGAAGGUGCGCAUCGCAGCGAACUUCAUCAUCCACUCUCCUCCCGGGGAAUUCAACGAAGUUUUCAACGACGUACGAUUGCUCCUCAACAAUGACAAUCUCCUCAGGGAAGGUGCAGCGCAUGCGUUUGCGCAGUACAACCUGGAGCAGUUCACUCCAGUCAAAGUCGAGGGGUACGAAGAGCUGGCCCUGAUUACGGAGCACGGGGACCUGGGGAACGGCCGGGUCCUGGACCCCCGGAACAAGAUCUCCUUCAAGUUCGACCAUCUGCGCAAGGAGGCGAGCGAGGUGCGGCAGGAGUCCGAGGGCCCCCUGGAGGGCUGGCGGAGCACGGUGGACGGAGCGGUGCGGGCCUACAUCAAGGAGCACUACCCCACCGGCGUCUGCACCACUUAUGGGAAAACUAUUGACGGACAUCAAACCAUCAUUGUGUGCAUUGAGUGUCAUCAGUUUCAACCAAAAAACUUCUGGAACGGACGCUGGAGGUCGGAAUGGAAGUUCACCAUCUCCCCAUCUUCCACUCAGGUGGCUGGAAUAAUGAAAAUCCAGGUUCAUUACUAUGAAGAUGGCAACGUUCAGCUGGUGAGCCACAAGGAAGUCCAGGAGUCCAUGACCCUCUCUAAUGAAGAACAAACUGCGAAGGAAUUCAUAAAACUCAUCGAGGCAGCAGAGAACGACUACCAGACGGCGAUAAACGAGAACUACCAGGCCAUGUCCGACAGCACCUUCAAAGCCCUGCGUCGCCAGCUGCCCGUCACGCGCACCAAGAUCGACUGGAACAAGAUCCUCAGCUACAAGAUCGCCAAGGAGAUGCAGAACGCUUAACGAGCUCCGCCGCACUACCGGGUUAAUCUCGUGUCGUCCUUCUAAACAAAAAAAAAAAAAAAAAAAAAAAACAGAACAACUUAAAAUUAAACGUUUCCGUCUCACAAACGCAUACGAUGAUCCACUUGCAGAUGCCUACUUUUAUUCAGAGUUUUAUACAGAUGUCAAUUAAAAAAAACCUCUCUCUGACCGUGUUACUGGAAUAUGAAUCGCUAAAGAACAAUGGCCUUUUGCAGCAGCUUUUUUUUGUGUUGGGGGUAGUGCAGGGUUGUACAGUAUUUUCUUCAGGAAACAGUCGUUCUUGUGGAGGUGAGACCGCACCAUUUGAACUGAUCGCAAGAAAUCAAACCCCAUUAAUACAUUUGGGGGGAUGGGGCGGUGUUUUGCUGACACCCUCUUUUAAUGUAGUGUAGAAUUAACUAAUUAAAUUAAAAUUAAACCGAGGAAUCUUCCAUGGCCGUCUUCAGAUGUGGAAUACGGUGGGUUGCUCACACGUCUGUCAUCCUUUUGCACGAGCAGUCAUUCUCGCCCACUUAUUAAUAUUGCCCUCGCUGUUUCCGCCUUUUUGUGUCGUACAACCAAAAGCCUAACCGCAUACGCGGCGCCUCUGCUCAUGGAGAAUAACAGGUAAUCACUGUGACUUGGGGCUCCGUUCGCUGAGCCGGUCCUGAGGAAAAACUCGUAAAAUCGGGAACCGCGUAAUUAACAAAACUUUUAAUUGCCCUAAUCGCGGAGCUUUGACUCGCGUGUACAUGUUGAAAGACUUAACAUUUGUAUGACCUGCCCCAAGUUCUUAUUUUUAUUAAAACAAGACAUGUACUGUAUUAUAACAUAUAAUAAGGCACAUUGUAAUAUAUACCUGUAUUAAAAAAAAAUCUUGUCUGUCA